GCUCUGCCCCCGGUAGGGGCCCGGGCCCCCGGGGGCCCACUGCUCUGCCCUGGAGCAGCCGCUGACCGUAUAUAAGCGGCACCGAAGAGUGGGGACGGCACAGUCUGUGACGAGUCCGAGCACCGGCCGCAUCCCUCCACUCAUCAUGAAGUUCCUGAUCCUCCUCGCCCUCGUGGCCGCCGUCGCCGCCGACGUGUCUCACCUGUUCGGCAACCAGCACCACCACCACCACGCCGCCCCCGUCGUCAAGAGCUUCGACUCCUUCCCCGCCCAGUCUCAGUACCAGAAGCCCAUCGCCAUCCUGCGCCUGGUUCAGGACAACAGCGGUCUUGGUGACUACAGAUACGCUUUCGAGACCGAAAACGGCAUCCAGGUCCAGGAGGAGGGUGUCCUGAAGAACGCUGGCUCCAAGGACGAGGCUAAGUCCGCCCAGGGCUCUUACUCCUACGUCGGUGACGACGGCCAGACCUACACCGUCAACUGGGUUGCCGACGAGAACGGCUACCGUGCCUCUGGUGCCCAUCUGCCCGUUGCCCCCGAGAUCCCGGAGGCUAUCAAGAAGUCCCUCGAGUUCAUCGCUUCCCAGCCCCAGCAGCAGGACCAGUUCUAAGCAACUGGCUCACCUUAGGAUUACGUACCCCAAUUGCUGUGUUACCUCUACGAAUCGAUUGAUAUGAUUCGUUUGCCAAAUCUGAGUACUGUGUACUCGCCUACUUUUCUGCUUAGUUUGACUUGAGUACCUUUCUAUUAAAUAAACCUAAUGUACAAAUGA
This is a messenger RNA of Frankliniella occidentalis (western flower thrips), 772 nucleotides long. RefSeq names its product endocuticle structural glycoprotein ABD-5-like. Bases 146 to 610 code for a protein of 154 amino acids. The transcript has 3 exons. The record is from RefSeq and is a predicted model, not a curated record. Lineage: Eukaryota; Metazoa; Arthropoda; Insecta; Thysanoptera; Thripidae. Gene Ontology annotation, cellular component: chitin-based extracellular matrix. Gene Ontology annotation, molecular function: structural constituent of chitin-based larval cuticle.